Molecule: messenger RNA, 2861 nt
Organism: Oryzias latipes (Japanese medaka)
Lineage: Eukaryota; Metazoa; Chordata; Actinopteri; Beloniformes; Adrianichthyidae
Gene: dpf2
Product: double PHD fingers 2
Biological process (GO): nervous system development
Cellular component (GO): nBAF complex
Source: RefSeq, a predicted model, not a curated record
ACCUCAAACUGCCUACAAGCUCAGACUCGGGGCACACAUUACCCGGCAGGCACUUUACCAGCGUAUUGAAGCAAGAUGGCAGCUGUUGUUGAGAAUGUUGUCAAACUUUUGGGAGAGCAGUACUACAGAGACGCCCUGGAGCAGUGUCACAACUACAAUGCCCGGCUGUGCGCAGAGAGGAGCGUCCGCAUGCCGUUCCUGGACUCUCAGACCGGCGUGGCCCAGAGCAACUGCUACAUCUGGAUGGAGAAGAGACACAGAGGACCAGGCGUGGCACCAGGACAACUCUACACGUAUCCAGCCAGGAGGUGGAGGAAGAAACGCAGAUCUCAUCCUCCAGAGGAUCCUCGGCUGAUCUUCCCUCCUGUAAAGUCAGAGCUGGAUUUAGGACUGAAGAAGGACGCUUUGCUGUCGUCAGAUGGCAGCAGCCUGGAGGCGCUGCUAACGGGGGGUUCCCUGGAAAAACGUAGCGCUGCAGAACUCCGCGGAUCGGAGGAGGAUUCAAACCAGAGCGAUUACACGGGCAGUCUGAACCCUGCGGCUCGCAUAAGAAAGAGAAUCAUUGAGCCGGAUGACUUCCUGGAUGACCUUGAUGAUGAAGACUAUGAAGAAGACACACCUAAAAGAAGGGGCAAAGGCAAAGGGAAGGGCCGCGGGGUCGGAGGCAGCCGGAAGAAGCUGGACACGGCGGCGCUGGAGGACAGAGACAAGCCGUAUGCCUGUGACAACUCUCUCAAACAGAAGCACAUUUCCAAACCUUCUGAAAGAGUGUGUGGGAAGCGUUACAAGAACCGGCCAGGCCUCAGCUAUCAUUACGCUCACUCCCACCUGGCCGAGGAGGAAGGCGAGGAGAAGGACGACAUGGACAUGAGCGAGCCCGCCCUGCCACUGCCCGACGAGCCAAAGACUCCCAAGAAAGGUCCGGACGGUCUGGCUCUGCCCAAUAACUACUGUGAUUUCUGUCUGGGAGAUUCCAAAACCAAUCACAAGACGGGGCAGUCAGAGGAGCUGGUGUCCUGCUCCGACUGUGGACGCUCAGGCCACCCGUCCUGCCUGCAGUUUACUCCUGUGAUGAUGGCUGCUGUGAAAACGUAUCGCUGGCAGUGUAUAGAGUGCAAGUGCUGCAACAUGUGCGGCACGUCAGAGAAUGACGAUCAGCUCCUGUUCUGUGACGACUGCGACAGAGGCUAUCACAUGUACUGUCUGAACCCCCCCAUGUCCGAGCCUCCGGAGGGAAGCUGGAGCUGUCAUCUGUGUCUGGCCCUCUUGAAGGAGAAAGCAUCCAUAUACCAGAACCAGAACGUCCCCACAUCAUGAUGGUCACUCAGCCUACCCUCAGUCAUCACCCCUCCCUCCCCCCGGCUCCUGUAGCGGUGCGCUUUCACCCCUGAAGGUACGCACCAGCUUCCUCUGACCCAGCCUGCUCUGGCUCUGGUGAAAAGUAAAAAGGGAAGCGUAUCAUCAGAUCAGACACGACUGUUACACAGUUCCAGCCUCAUAUCCGGGCAAAUCGAUGCUUUUUUUCCCCUCUUGCUUGCCACACAGUGAAUAAAACUCAUUCAGAGACAGAUUCUUAACAGCCAAAUAUCCUUGUGCUCUCCAGCUUCUCUACACAAAGUUCCUCUGGCUGUCAGAACGUCAGAAAUGACUUUUUUUUUUUAAUAUUUAUAUAUUUCUAUGGUAAAUAAUGUUAAGUAUGAAAAUUUGAAGAAAAAAAAAGUGGUGAUGAAAUGAGUUUUUCUUAUCUGUGCCCUGUCUGCAUCAAACCUCCUGCUGCUCUGCUGAUCAUAUCCUCUGAUAUGGAGAUCUAAGACUGUUAGUGUUUUUCCAGCUCAUCCUCUGCCUGCUGCACUUUGACAUUCUUUGCUUAUCAGUGGAGCCAAAGGCCUAGAUGAAUUUGAGUGUUUUGUGUUCCCUUUUUAUUUUCUAAAGAGCUGUGUUUGACUUUUCCUGGCGUUAAAGUCCGACGGCCAGCUCCCUUUGCCUCACCCUGACAUGUGCAGCAUCAGCGCCGUGUAACAGGUCAGCCACACACCUGUGUGGACGUUCAGAGAUCAGGUUGUGAUUACAGUGACACCGGAUGAGGGAAAAUAUUGCUGUGUUCUAACAGUUUACUGAUUCUGGACCCCUGCUGUUAAGUUGUAAAGAGCACAGCAGUGGAGGUCUGCUGUGCUCUUAAAGUCCCAGGAAUAACGCUGGACUCCAGCCGUUUGCUGCAAAUAUAAGUAAAAGCUGGAUGUUUUAUAGAAUACCAGUGCUUCAGGUUAAAGGUGGCUCAACAAACCCAUAAGCUGAUGUUGCUACUGCCUUCUAAAGUUUUAUUAUGGGGACGGGGGGGGCUGCAGUUUCUGCUUCCACAGCUGCAUAUUCUGCAGCAACACAAGUGCAUGCUGGGAACUGCACUCUCAUGCUGCAGUGUCCCUGUGGAUAUUUAAGAUGGUCAAAUGGGGGAGUGGUGUACUAUAAAUUAACCAUUCUUAUUAUGUUCGUUCAAUAAACAUCUCAAUAAUGACUAAAGCAUUACCUGGUUUAUUUCACAUCCCUUUUAAACUACGUUUUGUAUUCCUCAGUAAUGUACCUUUUGGGGGAUUUGGGUUCUGUUCUGCUUGAGCCUUUGGUCCAGAGUCAGGAUAUGGAAAUAAUUUGAGUGGGGAUUCACAUGGAUUCACAUGGUUCAUGAAAUCCCAGCUCUGAUUUAAGUUUAACAUCAGAUAAUCAUGUUUUUUUUCUGGUGUUGGGAGACUUUUGUUAGUUUACUUAGUGGGUGAUUUCUCUUUGGGGGGGACUCUUGUUUGAGCUGCGAUGGAAUGUUUCAUUGUUUGAAAAAAAUGUCUUCAAGAAAAUAAAAUAUUUGACUCUUA